Messenger RNA from Hirsutella rhossiliensis, 2064 nucleotides. Its product is annotated as PHD-finger domain-containing protein. The record is from RefSeq and is a predicted model, not a curated record. Gene Ontology annotation, biological process: regulation of DNA-templated transcription. Gene Ontology annotation, cellular component: Rpd3L complex; nucleus; Rpd3L-Expanded complex. The transcript has 3 exons. Lineage: Eukaryota; Fungi; Ascomycota; Sordariomycetes; Hypocreales; Ophiocordycipitaceae. The coding region runs from base 1 to 2064 and encodes 687 amino acids.
AUGAAGUCGGCCAAGCCUUCGUCCUCGGACGCUCCGGCGCAACGCAGAUCUCAACCAGUUCGACAGACGCGCACGAACCCGCCGCGAAAUUCCGCCAAUCCUGCCCGCUCUGCCGCCGCCGGGAGAGACUCGUCUACCAACACUGGGCCUUCGGGCAACCAGCCCAUCGACGUCUUCCCCGCCAUUACUCACUUUGCCGACACAAUCACUGCUCUCCCCAAAGAGCUUGUCCGACACUUUACCCUCUUGAAAGAAGUAGACGCGAAGCUUUUCGCUCCAGAGGACCAGCUCUGCAAACUCGUCGCCGCCGCCGCCAAAGCUCACCCUCCCGAGCAGCGAACGAAUCAUGAUACACCGAACCUCACUGCGUCAGGGACGGCGCCGAUGGUCGCGCAGAAGAGCUCGGCGGGCCCUGCCACGAGCCAGGUCGCCCAGUCGGCGUCGUCGACGGACGAGACCCGCGCAACCGCCGCCGGUGUCUUCGAUCCUUCCAACCUCCCUCGCCGACAGUUGUUUCGACAGACGGCGUUCAAAAUACAAGAGAUGCUGGUUUCUCUCGAGGAAAAGAACCAUGUGAUUUCCACGGCCAACGAGGCCCUCCAGCGACAACUCGCCCGAGUCGAGGAUGUCUGGCCAUACCUUGAAAACGAAUUCAGCGACGAGGCCAAGUGGGGGAGCACCUCGCACUGGGCUUAUCCCGAGAAUCGAUCUAACGGCAAAGCAUCGCACACCGAACGAGCCCGCCGCGACGGAGCCGCUGCCAUUUCAGCCGCGGCCCAAGCCCUAGCGGAUGAGGCGGCUGCCAGGAGCGACGCCCGCAAGCAGGCCGUCCAGGCCAAGCGAAAUCAGAAGAACCAACAUCACGACUCCGAAGCCGACGACCACGAUGGUCGUCAAAAGGGCGAGGGCAGUAAGAAGUCUCACAACAGCAAGGCCCGCAAGACCGCCGACGGCAAUGUCGGGCUGGGCAUUUCCGGAACAUCCAACACGAACGGCAAUCCGCCUCAGAAGAGACGUAAAGUCGAAAAACCUACAAAUGGUGCCAACGGGGGAGCUGCCAUGGAACGUGCCAUGAGCGGCGUCCUCGGCAACAAUGCGCCCAAGGCCAAGACGAAUAGCCCAAGAGGAACGCCAGUCCCCGAUGGACCAAAGAAGCGAAAGGCCCUCCCUUCGGGCAGUGGCCAGUCCAAGAAGAAGAACGGUGCCCCUCGCAUAUCCCCCCCGUUCACGUCCUCUCCCGUCAUGAAUGCUUUGCCCGAGCCCAAGGCCCAUGUCCGCGUAUCACCAGUCCCCGGCAACGCACCUCGACCGGCGUCAUCACGAGCUCGGAAAAAUUCACUACAGUCUAAUGCAGACAAUGGAAAGGUAAAAGCGCCUGCAUCAGCCCCCAUCAAGCCUAACGGGAUUGACCCUGCCACUCCUGACUUGACUGUGCCGAGUGUUUUCCCACGACCUGGGGUGGAAAACAGGGUCUCCAAGGAAUCAAGUGCUCCUGCCAAGCCGGAGUCUACCAAGAACGAAGGGGAUCGGGCCGAUGGCAGCUCUGGGUCGGCCACGGGCACUGCCAGUAAGGAGGGGAAGGCUGAUGAGCCGGAACGCAAGAGUGAAUCCCUGCCACCGCAGCCCCAGGUCGCCGGGACAGUGACAACCAAGAGCGGUAGAGCCAGUAAGCCCUCGACGCCUGCUCUGGCGAAUGCUCAGGAGCCGGCCCGGCCCAGGUCGUCUAGGAACGCAGAUAACGGCGGCGGGAGCAAGAAGAGCCAGAAAAAGAGCAACCCGACGCUUCCACCACUGGCACCCCAUGCAGCCAACGUUGCUGCAAACGGGAGUAUACCGGGAGAUGACGAGGAAGGCGAAAUCGACGUGGACGAGCCAACGUACUGUUACUGCAAUAGCGUCAGCUACGGCGAAAUGGUGGCGUGCGACGCCGAUGGAUGUGAGCGCGAGUGGUUCCAUCUUGCGUGCGUCGGCCUCAAGGUCGCUCCGGGAUCUAGAACGAAAUGGUAUUGCGAGGACUGCAAGGAACGCCUGAACAUGGCAGGGAAGAAGAUGAACAAUCGAUAG